Molecule: messenger RNA, 587 nt
Organism: Panicum virgatum (switchgrass)
Lineage: Eukaryota; Viridiplantae; Streptophyta; Magnoliopsida; Poales; Poaceae
Product: ethylene-responsive transcription factor RAP2-10-like
Exons: 1
Coding region: 7-570 (187 amino acids)
Biological process (GO): regulation of DNA-templated transcription
Molecular function (GO): DNA binding; DNA-binding transcription factor activity
Source: RefSeq, a predicted model, not a curated record
GUGAAGAUGGAGGAGCAGGCGUCGGCGGCCGGCCCGCAGGCGCCGGCGCCGCUCCAGCAGAUGCAGCCGCGGCGGCAGUACCGCGGCGUGCGCAUGCGCAAGCGGGGCAAGUGGGCGGCGGAGAUCCGGGAGCCGCACAAGCGCACGCGCAUCUGGCUGGGCUCCUACGCCACGCCCGUCGCGGCGGCGCGCGCCUACGACACGGCCGUGUUGUACCUGCGAGGGCGGUCGGCGCGGCUCAACUUCACCGACGAGAUCCCCGCGCUGGCGCUCGCGGAGGGCGGCGGCGGCAGCACGCUGUCCGCGGCGUCGAUCCGGAAGAAGGCCAUCGAGGUGGGGUCGCGCGUGGACGCGCUGCAGACCGGCAUGAUGGUCGCGCCGCCGCACCACCGCGAGCGGCAGAGGCACCACCAUGGCCACCACGGCCUCCCGCAGCUGCAGCUGCAGCUGCACGCCGAGGAGGAGCAGCGUCAGCAGGAGCAGAAGCAGCAGCGCGCGGCCUGGAGCGGGCGCGCCAAGAACCCGGAUCUCAACCGGGCGCCCAGCCCCGAGAGCUCCGACACCGAGUGAAGCAGCAGGCAGGCAGG